AACGUAGUUGCUGCGACUUCGUAGCGGCUUUCGUGCAUCGCAGGCUUCCCCCCCCCUCCCCAAUGUCAGGCGGGGGUGGCCUUCCUCCACCUCCACCUCCACCUCCACCUCCUCCUUCCUCCUCUUCUUGUUGUUCUCUCGCUCGCUCUCUCCCUGCCUCGGCCGCACAGCAGCAGCAGCAGCAGCAGCAGCAGCAGCCCCGCCUCGCCGAGCAAGCGGGCAGCAGCAGGGAGAGCAGAGCAGAGCAGAGCAAUGCAAAGGGACGUAAGAUGGCAGAGCUGCAAAUGUUGUUAGAGGAGGAAAUCCCCGCCGGCAAACGAGCUCUCGUGGAGAGCUACCAGAACCUUUCUCGGGUGGCGGAAUACUGCGAGAACAACUACGUUCAGGCUCAAGACAAGAGGAAGGCCCUGGAGGAGACCAAGUCCUACACCACCCAGUCUCUGGCCAGCGUGGCUUACCAAAUCAAUGCCUUAGCCAACAAUGUGCUCCAGCUACUGGACAUUCAGACCUCGCAACUGCGACGCAUGGAGUCCUCCAUCAACCACAUCUCCCAGACGGUGGAUAUUCACAAGGAGAAGGUGGCCCGUCGUGAGAUUGGCAUCCUGACCACCAAUAAAAACACCUCUCGCACCCAUAAGAUCAUCGCCCCGGGCAACAUGGAGCGGCCUGUGCGCUACAUUCGAAAACCAAUUGAUUACACACUGCUGGAUGAUGUGGGCCAUGGAGUAAAAUGGCUUAAAGCCAAGCAAAACGGGAACAAUGCCGCAGGGCGAGGAGGAGGGACGCUGUCGAGGACCACUCCGCCAACCCAGAAACCCCCGAGCCCCCCGAUGGCUGGCCGCGGUACCUUGGGGCGGAACACGCCCUACAAGACACUGGAGCCGGUCAAGCCUCCAGUGGUGCCCAACGACUACAUGACCAGCCCGGCCCGGCUGGGCGGCCAGCAGAGCCCCGCGCGUACGGCCUCGCUCAAUCAGAGGCCCCGGACGCACAGUGGCAGCAGCGGCGGUAGCGGUGGCAGGGAGAACGGCGGAAGCGGCGGAGUGGGUGUCCCCUUGGCGGUCCCGACACCUUCUCCUCCCAGUAUGGGCCAAGCUGCCAUUCGUGCUCCCGCAGUGGCGACGUCUUGCGCCUCCGUGCCGCAAGGCCCCGGGCUGGGGCCCAUCCCCAUGUCCCAGUUUGGCACCAUCUCCCGGCAGAUCUCCCGUCACACCUCCUCCACCACCUCCUCGGCCUCCAUGGUGUCGGCCACGGGGACGUAUCGCCGCGCUCCCUCCGCAUCCUCUCAGCAGCCCCACGUUAACGGGGGUCCGACUUUCCUGCAAAACUCCGUGUCGGCCGCGCCUCCGCCUCCUCCGAUGGUCCAGCUGACACCGCAGAUCCCUCUGACCGGCUUUGUGGCCAGAAUGCAGGAGAGCAUAACAGACAGCCCAGCUCCACCGCCUCCGCCUCCGCCCGAGGACUUGGGCGUCUUUGAGGAGCCCUCGCCCCCGCCUCCUCCUCCGCCUGUCGACUAUGAAGAAGAGGAGGCCGCCGUUGUCCAUUACAGUGACCCCUACGCUGAUGGAGAUCCCCACUGGGCCCCUAAAGUCUAUUUAGAGAAAGUCGUGGCCAUCUACGACUACAGCAAGGACAAGGAGGACGAGCUCUCCUUCAUGGAAGGAGCCAUCAUUUAUAUUAUCAAGAAGAACGACGACGGCUGGUUCGAAGGCGUCUGCAACGGCGUCACCGGACUCUUCCCGGGAAACUACGUCGAGUCCAUCAUGCACUACGCAGAUUAGUGGGUGGGGGGGCGGGAACCCCCAAAACAGGCUCUGAGGUAAAACAGUGAAGAUGUACAGAUGGAGGAGGUUUUACAGCUCUCAUCUCUCCGUUUCGAUGAAGUGUCUUUGGAAGAUAUCAUUUCUGCUUGAUAGAAGCACAACGGCUGCUGAAGUUUUGUUAGUUUCCACCGUUGACAUGAAGGGAGGAGAUGAAAGCAUCGCAUAGGGCCGUCACGCGGUGGCGGUCGGCACCGCUUUUUAUUCCGAACUUCAGCUCUUCGCCGCACGACAAAUGAAUAUUUGAAAGUGUUUGUGUUAAUAUGUUAGUGCAGCACAGCCAGUAUCUUAUUUGCAGUGUUAAAACAAAGUUCUUCCCCAAGGUGCUGCAUCACCGAGAAAAACAAAAGAAAAUCUUAUCAAGGUGUUGCCGCGCCCCCUCGCGCUGACUGGCCAAAUCCUAAAGCUUUACCUUCUACUCCCAAAACAUCCAUUCUACCUUAUCAAAACUGGGAGGGGGCGAAGCAUCAAUAAAUGCAUUCACGCACGACUGAAUGGCAAAACUGUUUCGUCGGAAUCAAGAAAUGUUAGAGGAAAGAAAGAAAGAGAGCGAAAGAAAGCUCACCUUUCAGGGAUCAAUGGGAUAUUACCUACAACACGAAAAACGUUAUUAGGAGAAAAUCUGAAGUGGAAAAAAAAAAUCGUCCAUUUUCUCUGGGGAACUCUGACUUUGUCGUUGUUGACUUUUGGGAGAGAGGCGGGUUGCGCACAGGACUGAUUGCCAGCCAAUCACAGGGCACAGAUUGACAACCAUUUGCAUUUUACAAUUAACCUAGCACACGUUUUGCCAAAGGGAAGAAAUCUAACUUCCCGGAUAAAAACCCACCCAAGCACAGAAAUGUCCCAGCCCAGAUUCCAACCCAGAACUUUGCCAGGCAGAUGUGCCACUAAUUGGGGGGGGGGGGGAUGUUUCACCGGGCACCAAAUCGUUUCAAAAAGUAUUUUUGAAUGUUUUAGAGGAUAUUUUUCAGAUCCCUCAAAAAAAUGGUCAACUAGGUUUAUGUAGAAAUACAAAAAAACCACAACUCCUUAUUCUGCUCUCUAACUUGUACAUAAAGUGUAACGUGAGAAGCUAACAGUACAGUAAAGUGCAUUCGUCUGUGUUUUUUCCCCCCCUUGUGGUGCCAAGAGUAGAUGACCCGUUUUGUUGAUUUUGACUUGAAUGUGCAUUGAGUGCCGUCGAACGUCUACCGUGGAAAGCGUCCUUCAUAUUGCUUUAUCAUCGCCGCUGCGUAAUAUUACUAACGUGCUGUCCAGCCACUGUAGCGAAGUCGGGUCUCGUCUUGAAGUACGUGAAGGAGUCGUGUGUGUGAGUGUGUGCGUGCGUGUGUGUGAGUGUGUGAGUGAGAUCACCACGUGUGUUGCAUCAAACUAGUCCUGAAUCUUCCACGAGCUACUUGUUGCCUGCUGGUUGAGUGUUUGCUGCUGUGGUGCUUUACAUCGGUGCUUAACAGUCAUCAUCAAGCCGAACGACCUCAAAAAUCUGAAGAGAAAUGGAACAAGUUCAACGAGCCUUGUCUUUUUUUUUUUUCUCCAGGGGGUGAACACUCAGCCAUUUUGAUUGUAAUCUUCUCUGCAUUGUCGUGAAUGACACAAACGACACGUUGUGUGGACAAAGGUUUUUGGCGCACCCUUUUCCAAACUAUUCCCACCCACUUGGAUGUGUCUUAAUUUCACAGCCCAAGGGACCGAUGGAGUUGAACUCCCAAGCGAUAAGUCAUUCACUGAGACGUUUGUCUUUGCAGUACUUUUUGCCGUGUCACGAGCUGCGCAAAAAAAAUCCCCAACGCAUCACAUAACGUAAGGUCUCUUUGCAUAGUUGCUGCGAUUAAAAACGAACAGAAAUGCCUGAGCUAACUUGCUUGCAGUGCUGAACAAUGAGGAACAGAGUUGCCUUUCACCAAUAUGAUUACCAAUAUGAUUACCUAUGACCUACUAUACUACAAAAUACUCCCACAAAUGGGGACCUUUGAUUUCAAAUAAGAUUUGCACAUCUGUGUGUAAAAUAAAAAAAAAGGAACACAGUGACCCUUUGCAAAGAUGGAUUAUGCUUUAAUAUAUAUAUAUAUAUAUGUGUGUGUAUGUAUAUAUAUAUAUAUAUAUAUAUAUAUAUAUAUAUAUAUAUAUAUAUAUAUAGUCACGGGGUUUCAACCUCCAGUGAGUCUAAUCAUCAUCAGAAUUCUGAAAAACAUUCUUGUGUUCACUGAAAAAUGGAUAAAAAUGUUACUUUUCAAGGGGGCGAGGGGCUUAAUUGUGACAUUUUUAUUCAUAACAUGAGCAAAAGUGCAACGCCUUUUGUUAGAAAUGCUGCCAAUUCAGUAUUCAUUCAUCCACAUGCAUGAAGGUUUCUAAACAUUGACACUGAUGCAUCCCAUUCAUGAUUGUAUUUUUCCAUCAUGCGGCGACUUGU
This is a messenger RNA of Phycodurus eques (leafy seadragon), 4230 nucleotides long. RefSeq names its product abl interactor 1-like. The coding region runs from base 63 to 1781 and encodes 572 amino acids. The record is from RefSeq and is a predicted model, not a curated record. The transcript is spliced from 11 exons. Gene Ontology annotation, molecular function: SH3 domain binding. Lineage: Eukaryota; Metazoa; Chordata; Actinopteri; Syngnathiformes; Syngnathidae. Gene Ontology annotation, cellular component: lamellipodium; intracellular anatomical structure.